Molecule: messenger RNA, 1630 nt
Organism: Papilio polytes (common Mormon)
Lineage: Eukaryota; Metazoa; Arthropoda; Insecta; Lepidoptera; Papilionidae
Product: UDP-glucuronosyltransferase 2B14-like
Exons: 4
Coding region: 44-1597 (517 amino acids)
Molecular function (GO): UDP-glycosyltransferase activity
Source: RefSeq, a predicted model, not a curated record
AACGCGUUUAGCUUGAUCAUUCACAAAUUGUCUGUAAAUAACGAUGGUGUCUAAAUCGGUGAUUUGUUUAUUGUGUUUUACAAUAUCAUGGACAGAAUCAGCUCGAAUAUUAGCGAUGUUUCCGACUCCAUCAAUCAGUCAUCAAGUGGUAUUUCGUCCUCUGACACAAGAGUUGGCGAGACGUGGACACGAAGUCAUAGUUAUCACACCAGACCCAACAUUUCCCAAAGGACAAACACCUCAGAAUUUUACUGAAAUCGAUUUACAUGAUAUCUCAUAUUCAAAAUUCAAGAAACUAAUGGGAAGACUUAAAGACGUUACCAGAGAUGUCAUAGAACAAGUAAAAGUGAUCAUAGAAUCAAACAACGCCAUUUUUGAAGAGCAAAUGAGAACAGAAAGUGUUCAAGAAAUAUUAAAAUACAAAGAAGAUUACUUUGACUUGAUACUUGUAGAAGCAUGUGUGAGACCAACUAUUGGAUUGUCAUAUGUUUUCAAAGCUCCAGUUAUUCAAGUAAGUUCUUUCGGUGCAGUGAUGGACAAUCAUGAUAUAAUGGGAUCUCCAACACAUCCAAUUUUAUAUCCGAGUAUGGUUAGAGAUAGAUUAUACAAUCUAACGUUAUGGGACAAAUUGACGCAGUUAAGAAAAGAAUUCGUGUCAGCAAUGUAUACGAUUAAUCGAGAAGUAGAUAAUGAAGUACUGAAGAGAGUAUUCGGAAAGAAUAUCCCACCUAUUGACAAAUUGUAUGAUAACGUUGCAAUGUUAUUUCUGAACUUUCAUCCUAUUUGGGACAGCAACCGUCCCGUGCCUCCAGGUGUUAUUUAUAUGGGAGGAUUGCACCAGAAUCCACAAAAAGAAUUACCCAAGGAUCUGAAGUCAUAUCUAGACACUUCAAAGAACGGAGUUCUUUACUUUAGUUUGGGCACAAACGUGGGACCUUCAGAUAUACCAUCAGAGAAAUUGAAAGUCAUUAUAAAAGUGUUCUCACAGCUGCCAUACGAUGUACUGUGGAAAUGGGACAACGAUGAGCUGCCUGGUAGAUCAAGUAACAUUAAAAUAUCAAAAUGGCUUCCACAAUCUGAUUUAUUGAGACAUCCAAACAUUAAAUUAUUUAUAACACAAGGAGGUCUACAAUCAACAGACGAGGCGAUCACAGCUGGUGUGCCAGUUAUUGGCAUACCAAUGUUGGGCGAUCAGUGGUUCAAUGCUGAAAAAUACGUUCACUUUAAAAUAGGACUUAAACUGGACAUUAAUACUUUAACAGAAGAACAAUUGCAUGACGCUAUAAAAUCUGUUCUUAAAGACAAUAGCUAUCGUAAGAACAUAGUUCGACUGCGCAGUAUAAUGAGUGACCAGCCACAAAGUCCGCUAGAGCGCGCCGUGUGGUGGACAGAGCACGUGUUACGUCACGGCGGCGCGCGUCACUUGAGGAGUCCGGCCGCUAACAUCUCAAUAACUCAAUAUUUAGAAUUAGAACUUGUAUUCGUUGUUUUUAGUGUAUUUUUACUCUCUGCUUUUGUCCUCGUUGUAGUUACUAAGACGAUUUGGAAUAUUUUAAAUGUAAAAUUACCAACUGUAAUUAAAAUCAAAAAGUUUUAAAGACUGAUUAUUCUAUCAUUACAUUAGCUAAAU